Messenger RNA from Carlito syrichta (Philippine tarsier), 1698 nucleotides. RefSeq names its product zinc finger family member 783 (gene ZNF783). The coding region runs from base 1 to 1698 and encodes 565 amino acids. Gene Ontology annotation, biological process: regulation of DNA-templated transcription. The transcript has 6 exons. The record is from RefSeq and is a predicted model, not a curated record. NCBI's taxonomy places the organism in Eukaryota, Metazoa, Chordata, Mammalia, Primates, Tarsiidae.
AUGACUUUUAGCAACAUGAACCAGGACGAGGGUCAUUGCACCUGUACAGUGAGGGCUUAUGAAUCAGACACCAAGGCUCCUGAGAGGGACAAGCAUACGGGGGAUCAGAGGCCUUCAACACCUUCUCCAUCACCCCAGCCUGCUGCUGAGAAGAACUCAUACCUUUACUCCACGGAGAUCACACUGUGGACAGUGGUGGCCGCCAUUCAGGCCUUGGAGAAGAAGGUGGAUUCCUGUCUGGUCCGCUUGCUGACUCUGGAAGGACGGACAGGGACAGCCGAGAAGAAGCUGGCUGACUGCGAGAAGACUACCAUGGAGUUCGGGAACCAGCUGGAGGGCAAGUGGGCCAUGCUGGGGACCCUGCUGCAGGAAUAUGGGUUGCUGCAGAGGCGGCUGGAGAAUGUGGAGAACCUGCUACGCAACAGAAACUUCUGGAUUUUACGACUGCCGCCAGGCAGCAAGGGAGAAACUCCCAAGGUGCCCGUGACCUUUGAUGAUGUGGCCGUGUAUUUCUCCGAGCAGGAGUGGGGCAAGUUGGAGAACUGGCAGAAGGAGCUCUACAAGCACGUGAUGAGGGGCAACUACGAGACGCUGGUCUCCCUGGAUUAUGCCAUCUCCAAACCAGACAUCCUCACCCGGAUAGAGAGGGGAGAGGAACCUUGUCCUGAAGACCAGUGGGGCCAGGAAAAGGGGAAUGAGGCAGAGGCAACACAUCCAAGGAAUCUGGGUGCUGACCUCCCUUCAUAUCCAGAGCAUGCUGCUGGCCCACUCAGCCCUGCCCAGGAGGAGAUGAAAGGGCAGGCCUCUGAGCAGCAGCGAGACUUGGAGGCAAGAGUGACCCCACCUGGGCCCGGCACUGGUGAUCGUGUGGCCACCAAGACAGAGGCACAAUCUGAGGACGGGAUGAUGCCUGAGCAGCUCUUUCGGGGGUCGUCCCAGAGCCAGACCGAGUGUAGAAUCCUCAGAGGGCCCAGGAACAGGACUGGGCGCCCCAGUCGGCAUCAUGCUGGAGGUUUGCCAAGAGUGCGGGCAGGGGAGACACGGCCACGGCCACCAGGGGCUGGGGAGGAGCCACCCCGAGUCCUCCCUCGACGGCGAGAACGGGCCUUCCCCUGCCCUGACUGUGGGCAGAGCUUCCGUCUAAAGAUUAACCUGACAAUUCAUCAGCGGACCCACGUGGAGGAGGAGCGCAGGGAGGCCCGCGGCAGCUCUCCCACUGGGUGGGAGGAAGGCCACUCCACCCUGGAGCCGGGAGAGGUGGUGGUGCCUGGCCCCGUCAUCCGCUGGCUCCCCGAGGAGCCUGAGGGCCACCGUUCCUUGGCAGGCUGUGCCUUCGUGGGGCGGAGGCCUACGCCCACCAAAGUGUACCACUGCAGUGAGUGCCUGCGCUUCUUCCAGCAGCGGAAGAGCCUGCUGUUGCACCAGCGCCUGCACACAGGCAACAGUCAGGGCUGGCCUGCCUGCCCCUACUGUGGCAAGGCCUUUCGCCGGCCCUCGGAUCUCUUCCGUCACCAGCGCAUCCACACGGGUGAGCGGCCCUACCAGUGCCCUCAGUGUGGCCGGACCUUCAACCGGCACCACCACCUGGCUGUCCACAUGCAGACUCAUGCCCGAGGGCAGGUGGGACCACACUUCCCUGUUUCUGCCCAGCAGGGAAGUCCAGCCCUGCCCCAUCCCAGCCACACUGAAGAGGGCUGA